Photinus pyralis (common eastern firefly) is the source of this 865-nucleotide messenger RNA. RefSeq lists its product as uncharacterized. NCBI's taxonomy places the organism in Eukaryota, Metazoa, Arthropoda, Insecta, Coleoptera, Lampyridae. The coding region runs from base 380 to 850 and encodes 156 amino acids. The transcript is spliced from 5 exons. The record is from RefSeq and is a predicted model, not a curated record.
GGUUUCGAAUUUUCCAGUUCUGGUUAAAGUAAUAGGUAGACAAUGGUUAAGGAACUAAUAAGUGAUUCAAUUUUGGUCAAUAAUCGUCAACCGAAAGUGACCUUGUAGCUCGUUGGUGCAUUGGUGCAGUUUAUUAGGAUUUAGGAAGAUGUCUCUUUAUACAUUUUUCUAAAGCGAGCACAACGUUAUAAUACAGGGUGUAAAAACGAUUUACAUAUAUAGGGACUUCAAUGGUAGGUACACAUUUUCUCACGGACACCAAUAUGCAAGCCCAUAUACUGGAAUGUUAGUCCCCAAAUAAAAAAAAUCAUGCUGUUUCUACAGCGCCAUCUUGAUCAAGUGGAUUAGAUAAAUGCAGAUUGCUGGAUAGGCUUGCAAAAUGAGUCAAGCAACACAAAUAUCUUCUGCUAUGUUAGAACGAGCGUUGAGAGAUGUGGAUGAUUAUGAGCUGAUAUAUCAACAGUCAUUAACUAAAUUGAAGCAGUUAACUAAAGAAGCAGAAGUACUAAAGUGUGAAACACAAGUGCUAAAAAAAUCAGUUGACGAAUACAAAGAAUCAGUAGCAUAUUAUCAACAGAAGCACAUUGAAACUUGCAAAAAAAUUGAGGACACACAAAUAAAGCAAAACACAGCCAAACUGGCAGAUUUACACAACAUUCAGCAAAUGGCACAAAUGGAAUCUCUGCUAAAUUCAAAUAAAAUUAAACUGGACGCUUUAGAUAUGAAAGUACCACAACUUUCCAAGCUAACAAUCCAAAAGGACAAUUUAAUUCAGGAAAAAAUCAGGCUCGAAGAGAUCGUGCAAGCAAACGAUAUAAAAUUACAAAAGAUAACAGCAGAAUUAAUGUAAAACAUUUUCUAUUCA